Molecule: messenger RNA, 1155 nt
Organism: Exophiala bonariae
Lineage: Eukaryota; Fungi; Ascomycota; Eurotiomycetes; Chaetothyriales; Herpotrichiellaceae
Exons: 4
Coding region: 1-1155 (384 amino acids)
Cellular component (GO): membrane
Source: RefSeq, a predicted model, not a curated record
AUGAAUCAACAGCGCGGCGCCGGUGGUGCAAUGGGUGGUAUGGGGGGUAUGGGCGCGAUGGGAGCCAUGGGAGCCAUGGGAGGGACCAUGUCUCAAUAUUGGAAGAGACAUAUCGCCGACAGCUUUUGGCUCCGUAUCGCCAUCGAUUUCCUAGCUGCUUUAGCUAUUCUAUUCCAAUGCCUUGUCAUCCUUGGAUGCGUACCAGGGGCGCCGGGGUCUUCGAGUGCUGCUUCGCAGUAUUAUCUGAUAGAGUUUAAUGCUGCAAAUGGGACCGCAACCACAAGACUGCGGAUUGGCUAUACAGCUAUGUGUUUGUCGCUUUCAGAUCAGCCUGAACAUUGUGCCAUCACUGUUGGCAAGGAUGAUGAAACAAGUAUUCGCUUCUUGUCGACGGGGCAGAACGACAGAGUCUCCUUCGAUCUGUUGGAAAACAACCAAAGACUGAACACGGUUCUCUUUGACAUCGCAAUGUCCCUCCAGAAUGACGUUUUUAUAGUUAUGCCUGCGAUCCCGGGAGCAUUUCUCGCAGUCGGUGUUAUACUUCUUAUUGCAUAUUCCACCCUGAAUCGACCUUGGGUAGGACCGGCGUCAUCUUGGAGGCAGUCUCAGCGAAAUCGAAGACUGGAUAUCAUGAGGCUCAUAAUGAUCGUUUGUCUUGGAUUGACAAUAGUGUUCUCGUUUGCGAUUGCGGUGGCCAACUCCCAACUCUUUGCAGCCAUGGCUAAGAUCACUUCUCAUAAUCAGCAAGCCGCAGAUGUUUUCAAUGUCAACCGAGGGACGACAGCGCUCGCACUACACUGGCUAACUGUGAUUGCUACCCUUGGAUUCUUCAUCGGAGUAAUCCAAACACAUGUCAAUAUAAGUAGUAUCAAGGUCAAGGUCACUCCAGCAGAUACUGCAGGCACUACCGGUGGGCGCCAAUUCGCUGCUGCAGGCGACACUAUCGAGAAAUCUUCGCUUCUUAAAGACGCAGAGCCUAUGGCGAUUGCUCCUGCUGGUCUGACACCCCAAGCUCCAGACGGAGGAGCUGGUACUGGUGGAGCGGUGGGAAGAGGCGGCAUGGCAGGUGCACGUGGCAGGGGAGGAGUGAUGGGUCGAGGAGCUGCACGGGGUGGCGCUAUGAGGGGAGGUAUGCGAGGGCGAGGUAUGAUGUAA